This is a messenger RNA of Ilex paraguariensis (yerba mate), 1970 nucleotides long. Lineage: Eukaryota; Viridiplantae; Streptophyta; Magnoliopsida; Aquifoliales; Aquifoliaceae. The record is from the annotation of a GenBank genome assembly.
GAUCGGCAAGAAAUUAAAGCACAGAACAGAAAUAGCGGUGAAUGGUGAAAGGCAACUGCUCAAACUGCUACCUCCAAACUUUCGGAAGAGCGUGAACGCAAAUUCCCAAAUCGCUACCGCCCCACAGUUCUAAUACUUUGUUUAAUUUGUUUUUUAUUCUUCAGAUUUUUAUAAUCAAGCUUUGUUCCAGAUCACUUCACCGACUGCAUAUUGAAGACAUCAAUCCCACUUGAUUCGAAAUCAAGCUGUUCCCUUAGAUCCCGUUUCUUGGAAACUGCAUGAUAAAGCCAAUUGAUAGAGAGACCCAGUUCAUAACUUUUUGAUACAUAGCGAGGAAAUCUUGCGGCAUUGGGUGUGGAAAAUCGAAUUUGGGGAUACCCAUCUUCAGAUUUGCAGUUAGAUCUGCCAGUGGAUUCUGAUUUUGAUGGUUGUGUAUUGAACUAUAUACAGGAUUGUACUGAUUUUAUGAGGAUUUUGAGCUUAUGUUUCGAUUCAUACUUGGUAUGACAUGGCUCUGGGAUUGAGAUUUCCGGGACCCAAUUUGAGAAAUGAUUUUUCGUCUUGGAAUUGAGUUUGUUUGAUGGGACUUGAUUGAUCAGAUUUAUGUGUGUUAAGAGAAUUUGGGUUUUUGUGUUUGUGAAUCUGUUGUGAGGGAAGAAUGUUUUGGAGGGAAAGGGAAAGGGAGAAGAACAAAGAGCAGAAUGGUGGGCCGCCUUGUGGGCAGGUCCGAGUGCUUGUUGUUGGAGAUUCAGGUGUGGGGAAAACCUCUCUCAUACAUCUGAUUGUCAGAGGAUCUUCCAUCGCUCGUCCUCCUCAAACAAUUGGGUGUACUGUUGAUGUGAAGCACACUGCCUAUGGAAAUUCUGGUAGCUCUUCGAACAGCAUUAAAGGUGACUCUGAGAGAGAAUUUUUUAUCGAACUUUGGGAUGUGUCAGGACAUGACCGAUACAAAGAAUGCAGGUCUCUAUUCUUUUCACAGAUUAAUGGUGUUAUUUUUGUCCAUGAUCUCUCCCAGAGAAGGACAAAAACAAGUUUGCAUAAAUGGGCAGCAGAGAUUGCCGCUACUGGGACAUUCUCAGCCCCCCUAGGGUCUGGAGGUCCAGGUGGCCUUCCUGUACCUUACAUUGUUAUUGGUAACAAAGCAGACAUUGCUGCAAAAGAGGGCACGAGAGGGAGCAGCGGCAAUCUUGUGGAUGCUGCUCGCCAGUGGGUUGAGAAGCAAGGUUUGCUUCCAUCAAGUGAGGAACUUCCAUUGACCGAGAGUUUUCCUGGCAGUGGAGGCCUUUUAGCGGCCGCUAAAGAAGCAAGAUAUGACAAGGAAGCUGUGAUGAAGUUUUUUCGCAUGUUGAUCAGGAGGAGAUAUUUUUCGGAUGACUUACCAGCAGUAAACCCAUGGUCUUCCCCAGUACAGAGACCAUUACAGAAUGCAGGGGAAAUUUCAAGUGAUGAAGAUCAUUUAUACAAAAGUAGAAGUUUAGUUGGUGACCCUUACAAAUACAAUGUGCUUCCUCCCCUUCCGGCUCAGCGCAAUCUCACUCCGCCUCCCACGCUUUAUCCUCAGCAACCCAUGUCGACACCUGAGAACUAUAGCUUCCCAAGAUUUGCCUUUACGGGCACCAAAGAGAUCAGCAGUUCCAGAUCAAAACGAACAGAUAUUAAUGUUUGAUGAUUCGGUUGUUUGUCACUCAAAAGAAAAACAAAAAAUCUCUCUCCUCAGUGGCGAUCAGUGUGUUAGGCGGCCAUUUGAAAUCUUUUAUUGUUGGCUCACUUGUCCUUCCAUUCAUUCUUUGACUCACGGGUACGUUUUUGUGGCAUCCCAUGUUUAGUUGUACUUAAAUCUACAAUGAUUGGUUGUAUAAAUUUAAAACUCAAUAGGCGAUUCUUUUCUACCAGGCUUUCUUUUACCCAUCCCGUCCAAGAAAUUAUAUGUUCCUGCAUAUUUGUAGCGACUCUGGAUUUAUGUGACAUCG